This is a messenger RNA of Rodentolepis nana, 621 nucleotides long. NCBI's taxonomy places the organism in Eukaryota, Metazoa, Platyhelminthes, Cestoda, Cyclophyllidea, Hymenolepididae. The record is from the annotation of a GenBank genome assembly.
AUGAAAAGUGAAGAGAACCUGUUGAUUGAUCCACUCUAUCCAAGUUUAGAAGAAUAUAACAAAGAUUUUGAUUAUGAUCUGUUGGGACAGAGUGUAAAGCUAUCUACACGUUUCUUCGCCGAUCCUCGAACUCAUAUUGAAUGGUGGGUUCACGAACAGCACGCUGAAAUUAUAAUAGUGGGCACUGCCCUCAUGCUGGGUCUUCUGAUUCUUUUAUUUAUUAAAUUCUACGUUCUUGGUUGGAUUGCCAAUGCUAUUAGUUCAAUAAAAUACGCCUUUAUUCUGCGCGGUGUUAAAUGGAGAUAUCUAAGAAAGAAGGAAACAAAAUCGGAUGAAUUUGUUGCUAAUGUUUAUCGUAAAAUUGUGGCAAAUCGAAAACUACUUAAAUAUGCUGGUAAAACAAAUCUUCCUGAAUACGAAGGUGGGAGAUUUAAUUGGGAAGCCAUUAGAAAUACUGGUUUUGCCUAUGAUGAACUAGUUAGAAAUGAAGAAUACAUCAGAGAAUGCUGUCAGCUUCAAGGAAAAGUACCCUGUUGCUAUCAAGAUUUGACAAGGAGUGAAAUGAAAGAGUUCUUCCUUGAACAAUGUCUUUGCGAAAAGGUAGAAGAUAAUAAAAAUUAA